Molecule: messenger RNA, 2981 nt
Organism: Silurus meridionalis
Lineage: Eukaryota; Metazoa; Chordata; Actinopteri; Siluriformes; Siluridae
Product: interferon-induced GTP-binding protein Mx-like
Exons: 13
Coding region: 1141-2691 (516 amino acids)
Biological process (GO): defense response to virus
Cellular component (GO): membrane; cytoplasm; microtubule
Molecular function (GO): GTP binding; GTPase activity; microtubule binding
Source: RefSeq, a predicted model, not a curated record
CACCUGUGUUAAGGAGAGAAUCACUGACAUUAUGUCAGCUGUUUACUCUUGAAAACAUUUUGGAGUAUAUGCAAAUUGCUAUCAUAAAAAAUUUGUGAAAAUAAAUAUUUGUGUUAUUCUCAAAACGUUUGGCCAUGGCUGUAUGCCAUAUCUCACGAUAGUGAGUACACAACUCACAUUUCAGCAACCAUUUUAGUAUCUUCUCAAGGAUAGAAUUGUUGCUCACCACAAAGAUGGUCUAGGCUAUAAAAAGAUCAGAAACACCCUGAAACAAAGUUGAAUUAAACUUCAUUCAAAUUAGGAUACUACUAAAUGAUCAUGCUGCUAUGCAAAUAUGCUAAUAUGCCAUUGCUAUGUCAUUUUUAUUAUUUAAUGCUUCUAAAAGAGUGGGGUGGUGUGGGGUGUGUGUGGGGGCUUAGAGCUUUGACACAAUUCAAACACUGGUUGCAAAUGCAAAAGUGAGGAGGAGACCUUGUGUGUGGAAAAGGAAAUGUGUUUAGAUAAGUUUCCACCAUUCACAGUGCAAUUUAAGCUUUUGACAUUUUCUUGCAAAACGAAACCAGGAAGCUCUACCUCUUGAAGAAAAUGAAACCAAAAGAAUACUAUAAAUACCACCUUUACACAGACACACACACACACAUGCUCAAACAGCAGAUAUAGGAAUAAAGUUCCAUUGUGGAAGGCUACUGCAAAUAAAACAGGAUUUUCUCCUUUGAAGAUAAAUUCUUGAAGCUGAAAAUAAAACUCUAAAGAAUCCAUUGCUUCCUACUUUCUGACAUUUACUGAUUAUUUCCAUGUCACUGAAGAAGAACUUCAAAAAGGUAGAAGUUGAAAGAAUGAGUAACAGCUUAAACCAACAUUAUGAGGACAAGGUACGUCCUUACAUUGAUCUUGUAGACAGUCUAAGGUCACUCGGAGUAGAGAAAGACCUGAACUUGCCAGCCAUUGCUGUCAUAGGUGAUCAGAGUUCAGGAAAGAGUUCUGUAUUGGAGGCUCUUUCAGGAGUGGCUUUACCUAGAGGCACAGGAAUUGUGACUCGCUGCCCCUUGGUGUUGAAACUAAAGAGAGUUGAUAAGGAUGCCACAUGGUCUUGACGUCUAACAUACAAGAAUCAAGAAAAACACCUUCUUAAGCCAUCAGAUGUUGGAAACGCUGUUUCAAAUGAACGCCUUGGCUGGAGAGGGAAAAGGAAUCAGCCAGGAAAUGAUCUCCCUAGAGAUUAAAUCCAGUGAAGUUCCUGAUCUCACUCUUAUUGACCUGCCAGGCAUUGCCAGGGUGGCAACUGGUGACCAGCCAUUAGACAUUGAACAGCAGAUCAAAAGUCUCAUAGAAAAAUUCAUUAAGAGACAAGAAACGAUUAGCUUGGUUGUUGUGCCUGCAAACAUUGACAUUGCCACCACUGAGGCCCUGAAGAUGACAAACAAAGUGGAUCCAAAUGGGCAAAGGACUCUGGGCAUCCUUACCAAACCUGACUUAGUGGACAAAGGUGCAGAGGAGACUGUUGUCAACACAGUAAAUAACCAGGUCAUCUCACUGAAAAAGGGCUACAUGAUUGUGAAGUGCCGUGGCCAGCAAGACAUCAAUGAGAAUAUGAGUCUGUCAAAAGCUCUCCAAAAUGAGCAAAACUUUUUUCGGGAGCAUCCACAAUUCAGAUUGCUUUUUGAGGAUGGAAAAGCCACAGUGCCUGUACUUGCGGAUAGACUGACAAGAGAACUGGUUGAACACAUUAAUAUGUUACUCCCACAGCUGCACAAACAAGUUGAGGACAAGCUGGAGGAAACAGUUAACAAAUUAAGAAAGCUUGGUGAUGGAGUUCCUCAAGGGGAAACUGAGAAAAACAGUUUUCUUAUUGGGAAAAUCAGUAACUUCAACCAAAUUCUUACUGAUGUAAUACGGGCAGAGGAAGACGUUCAAAAGACAAAACGUAAGGUUUUUACUCAAAUCAGGGAAAAGUUUGGAAAAUGGAAAAAUCAGCUGGAUGACAAAGCUGUCAGACUCGAGGAAACCCUCCGGGAUGAAGUUGAAGAGUACACCAAGACCUGUAGAGGAAAGGAGCUUCCUGGUUUUGUUAAUUACAGAACUUUUGAGAACAUUGUCAAGAAACAUAUAAAGGAUCUGGAGGAACCUGCUAUACAAUUACUGAAAGACGUCAUUGAAAUUGUUCAUUCCUGUGUGAACAAGGUGGUCAGCUUCCAUUUUGAAGCCUUUCCUAAUCUGUUGAGGGCAGCAAAAAAUCCGAUUGAGGAUCUGCUUGAGCAGGAGCAUGACAAAGCCUUAGAGAAAAUACUGUCUCAAUUCAAAAUGGAGAGGAUUGUCUAUUCACAAGAUGGCCUUUACAGCCGCCAGCUAGAGGCUGUCAAACUGAAAGAAGGAUCAUUAUUUAACUCAAGAGGUUACAAGACAGUAAAUGCUGAUGUCAGGGAGAUGGCUCAGCAUCUCAACGCCUACUUCAUGAUCACUUCUGACCGUCUGGCCAAUCAAGUGCCCCUCAUAUUGCAGUACCAUCUUCUGGAUCAGUACUUCUCUCAGCUCCAGGCUGCCAUGCUGAGUAUGAUUGGAUGCCAGAAUGCAGAGAAGCUUAUACGGGAGGAUCCUAGUGUAGCACAGCGUAGGAGAAACUUGAAGGACCGCUUGGAGCGUUUAAGAGAAGCACGAAAGAUUUUGUCGAAGUUUUUGCUGUCUGUUUCUUAAUUCAGUUCUAAAACGUAAUUUAGGUAUGUUACAUUAGAAGAUACAUAGCUAAGUUACAUAGAAUUCUAAAUAUUUGGGUUUAGGGGCAUAGAUCACCUUUCUUUUUAUUUAAUGUCGGAACUCAGACCCCAUUUCCGAGUAGACAUAACAAUUGACAAUUAAGUGGCUCAAUACUCAAAUUAGUUUUAGCUAUUCACUUAUCAAUUACAGUGGAACCCGGUUAUCUCACCCUUGGUUACCUCGACAACCCUAUUAAGUCGAAGUUUUUGAAGUGGAACCGCCAAAUUCAU